CUUCUAAGCAGGAAAAUAAGAGAACAAGUGCAAGAGGAGAGGCAAAUUAUAGCUGGCCAGAAGGAACACACUGAGGUAGAUGAACUUGUUUUCCUAGAAGAGAAUUCACCAGAAGAGACUGAUGAGACUGUAGCUGAGGAAGUAGUCAGAUAUUCUGUUGGAACUAUAAAACCUGAUGAUGUCUUAGAGGGAUGUGUAGAAGAAAUUAAACAAAAGAUUAGAGAUGCAGGAUUUCACAUUGAAGCAGCAGAGAAAAUGCUAACUGAAGAGCAACUCAGAGUGUUCUAUGCCCAGAAUAAAGAACAACCUGACGUUGAUGAAUUUGUUCAAUUCAUGAUGAGUGGACCAUGUCACGUUUUGAUAAUCACUAAAACAAAAGCAGCUGAUGAUAUUCCUCACUGGAAAGAACUACAUAAAACAAGUGAGAGUUUGCCUGUUGAGCCUGAGCCUAAGCCAGACAGGUUAGAAGGACUCAUGGAAACUGCAUCUCUAUUAAAUAUAUGUGAUGUGCAGAACAGUGUUGAAGAUGCCAGCAGACAACUUGCCUUCUUCUUCCCAAAUUUUCAUAUAAAUAAGACAGAACAACAAGCCAAAAAGACUUUGGCCAUAAUUAGACCUUCUCUCUUAAAGGAAAGACGAGAUUUUAUCAUGCAAAGAAUAAAGGAUGAUGGCUUCAAAAUAGCAUUGCAGAAAGAAAUAAUCCUAUCUGAAGAACAAGUACGUGCAUUUUACAAAGAGCACGACAAUCAAGACUACUUCCCAGUCCUUCUAGAGCAAAUGACCAGUGGUCCAACUCUUGCAUUGGCUCUAACACGAGAAAAUGCUGUAGCACACUGGAGACAUUUGCUAGACCCAAAGACACUUGAAGAGGCUAAGAAGGAAAAUCCAGACAGUUUGCGUGCACGGUAUGUGGUCGACAACGUAUCUAUUAAUCAGCUGCAUGGCAGUUCUACACCCAGGAAGGUGUUACAGUUCUUCUUCCCUCAGGAGCAGACUUUGGCAUUAAUCAAACCUGAUGCUGCUAAGAAUCAUAAAGGCAAGUCAUUUAGAAAGCAUGGCCUCACCUCAAAGAUAAAAGAAGAAGCUUUAACUCAUGAAAUGGCUGCACAAUUUUACAGGGAUCACAAAGGAAAACCUUAUGAACAGUUAGUGACUUGUAUGACUAAGGGUCCAUCAGUGAUAAUGGUCUUAUCAAAGAAAAAUGUUGUGGAAGAGUGGAGGCAGCUAAUGGGUUCAGCUGAUCCAGACGUGGCAAAGAAGACCUGUCCUAAAUCGAUUUGAGCUCAGUUUGCACAUGAUAUUUUGUCUAAUGCUGUUAAUGGAUCAUCUAAUAGAGAACAUGCACUGAGAAGCAUUGAGUUCAUAUUUGGAGAGUGUGAUGUGGAUCAAAUCCUGCAGUUCCAGUUGUGA
Acanthisitta chloris (rifleman) is the source of this 1410-nucleotide messenger RNA. It is a transcript of the gene NME8, whose product is annotated as NME/NM23 family member 8. The record is from RefSeq and is a predicted model, not a curated record. NCBI's taxonomy places the organism in Eukaryota, Metazoa, Chordata, Aves, Passeriformes, Acanthisittidae. Gene Ontology annotation, molecular function: nucleoside diphosphate kinase activity. Gene Ontology annotation, biological process: UTP biosynthetic process; CTP biosynthetic process; GTP biosynthetic process.